Messenger RNA from Arabidopsis lyrata subsp. lyrata, 1909 nucleotides. RefSeq names its product dolichol kinase EVAN. The transcript is spliced from 13 exons. Gene Ontology annotation, cellular component: endoplasmic reticulum membrane. Bases 64 to 1773 code for a protein of 569 amino acids. The record is from RefSeq and is a predicted model, not a curated record. Lineage: Eukaryota; Viridiplantae; Streptophyta; Magnoliopsida; Brassicales; Brassicaceae. Gene Ontology annotation, molecular function: dolichol kinase activity. Gene Ontology annotation, biological process: dolichyl monophosphate biosynthetic process.
CAAGAAACAAUCGCGCCUUAAUAAAACAACAAAUCUCCGGCGAAAUCAUCAUCAUCUCCGGCGAUGAAGACGACGGCGACGUCGUUUGUAACAGGAGAGAGAGUUGUAGUAGCAGUCGUGGUUUCUCGUAUUCUCUUAUCUCUCCCUUUAUCACUAAUCUCCCAUGGCUUCUCCCUCUUCCUCCUCUCUCUCUCCGCCUUCCUCGUCGAGAUCCGCGCCGAGACUUCUCCGUUUCUUCUCUCUCGUUUCAGCUCCAGACGUGGUGCUUCUUCAGGGAUAUUAUUAGGAGCUGUAACACUUCCUUCUGUUAUGAUAUCUAAGUUAGUUCAGCUUUCAAGAGCUAUCUCAUUUCAUGAAGCUGAACAAGAUGAGCUUGCACAUGUGACAAUGCAGUAUUGGGCAGCAUCGGCUAGUUGUUGUGCUAUACUUAUAUAUCUAUCAGUGAUUAUGUCACAAGCGAGAAAUGCUGAAUCUUUGUCAUCGUCGUCUGUUUGGCUUAUGAGAGUUAGCUUGACUGGGACAGUGUUGUAUGGAGUAGCAUGUUUUGUCUCACUUUCCAUGAUUUCACACACUGGUUUGAAUACUUCAUUGAAAAUGUUGUGGAUGUUAUUUCACGGCCUUGCAGCUUUGAAGUUAAUUCAACAUUUGCUUUGCACCUUCCCUUCUUGUGCUUCAAUCGGGGAAGCGCUUCUUGUGACUAGUGGUCUUGUUCUAUAUUUUGGCGACUUUUUGGCAUGCACAAUUGCUAAGAUUUUCGAGAAAUUGAUACCUGUAGAUCUUGUCUCAAUAAGCUAUGGAAUAAGGAGGACUGAAACUGGCAUAAUCGUCCAGGGUCUGCUGUUGGGCCUUCUACUUUUCCCGAUAGUGUUUAGAAUCGUUCUGCAUAUAUAUGAAAGCUCCUUGAGAAAGAGAGAUGCUCGACAAAGAAACUGCAGUGUUACUGCAAAAUCUAUCUUAUUCUUUGUUUCACUUCUAUUUUUUAUUAUCGUGGCUGUUCCUUCUUGGAUGCAGUUUGUACACGAUUUCGACCAGCAUCCCUUCUUAUGGGUACUCACAUUUGUCUUUUCUGAACCUCUGAAGAGACUUUCAUUAUGUAUCUACUGGGUUCUGUUGAUCGUUGUGUCUGUCUCACGAUUUUAUAACAUCUCGAGGAAUAGCAAGGUUGAGAGAAUCUUGCUUCGGAAGUACUACCAUCUGAUGGCUGUUUUAAUGUUUUUGCCAGCUCUUGUGUUACAGCCUAAAUUUCUCGAUCUAGCAUUUGGUGCAGCAUUGGCAGUAUUUGUUGUAUUGGAGAUCAUUCGAAUCUGGAGAAUUCAGCCGCUUGGAGAACCUUUACAUCAAUUCAUGAAUGCUUUCACGGACCAUCGUGACUCAGAGCAUCUGAUUGUCAGCCACUUCUCACUCUUGCUUGGAUGUGCGCUUCCAAUUUGGAUGUCAUCUGGGUUCAAUGACCGAGCUUUAUCCCCAUUUGCCGGAAUUCUCAGCCUAGGAAUUGGAGAUACAAUGGCAUCGAUGGUUGGUCACAAAUAUGGGGUGUUGAGAUGGAGCAAGACAGGAAAGAAAACGGUUGAAGGAACAGCAGCGGGAAUAACAUCGGUGAUGGCAGUGUGCUUUGUACUGGUCCCAAUAUUAGCAUCAAUGGGUUAUAUACUAAGUCAAGGAUGGUGGUCGCUUCUGGUGGCUGUGACAGCCACCGGGAUGUUGGAAGCUUACACCGCACAGUUAGACAAUGCCUUUAUACCUCUUGUCUUCUACUCACUCCUCUGCUUGUAGUAAGUUAAGCCUAGAGUCAUUCUACAUUUUCCCACUUAAUGUACAUAACAAAGUAUCUUACUACUAACCACACUUCCUCUUGUUAAUUGCCAUAUCUGUUAAGAGAAAUAAAUUUUUGUAUAUCCUUCAGAAUUCC